UCGUGUUUAGAGAUGGCGGCAAACAAGGAAGCCAUAGCUAUUGUGCUGGAUGUGGGCCCCUCAAUGAAUCAGGCACCGCCGGGGGAGGUGUCCGCGCUGCAGACGGCCAUCGAUGCCAUCACCAUGAUCCUCCAGAGGAAGAUGUUCUCCGAGUCUAAGGAUGAGGUGGCUCUGGUUCUGUUUGGUACUGAUGGCACGGACAACCCCCUGGCUGAUGGAGAUAGCUACCAAAACAUCACCAUCGCCAGACCUAUUGGGGUCGCGGACUUUGACCUGCUCCAGCAGGUGAAGGAUGAGAUUCAGCCCUCGGACACAGCAGCCGACUUCCUGGAUGCACUGGUUGUUGCCAUGGAUCAUCUUGUCCAGGGAAUACAAGGUAAGAGAGGGUUUGCCUCGAAGCGUGUCAUCCUGCUGUCGGACCUGGGGGGAGAGUUCGGAGAUGAUCAACUGGACACCAUUAUUGGCGCCCUCCACAACUCGGGGACGAAUCUCGAUGUCAUUGGCCCCAACAUUGAGGAUGAUGAGGAUGAGGAAGGGGGAGGAGAUGCAGGGGGGGCAUCGGUCAACGGUCAUCGCAAGGAAAAGACCCCUCAGCAGCGAGCAGGGGAAGCUAUGGUCAAACAUAUUCUGGACCAAGUGGAGGGAGAAUGCUAUUCGUUCAGUGAAGCGCUGCCUGCCCUGAGUUAUUUCACCGCUCGCCAGGUCCGCCCGACAGCAUGGAAAUGUACAAUGGAUAUUGGGCCUGAUCUCCGCAUACCGAUUAACUUUUACGGAAAAAUAAAAGACUUCAAGUUGAAGCAGAGCUGGAAGAAGGUGUAUGCAAAGGAUCCUGACCAAAAGGUGGGCAACUUGCGGACACAGCACAUGAACGACGAGGAGGAGACAGAGAUGGAGAAAGAGGACAUCGUGCAGGGUUAUCGCUAUGGUAACACAUUAGUGCCAAUGUCUGAAGAUGACAAAGAAAACAUGAAGUACAGAGCGGAGAAAUGUCUGAAGGUUCUUGGCUUUACAAAAAGUGAAAAUGUAAGACGCCAUCACUUCCUCGGAGAUGGGACAAAUGUUGUUUUUGCAGAGAAAGGUGAUGAGGCUGCUGGGGUCGCUCUCUCUGCCAUGAUCAACGCCCUCUAUGAGACAAACAUGGUGGUCAUCGCUCGAAGAGUCUACUCCAGUGCCUCAGGACCUAAACUUGGAGUUCUCUGGCCUUCCAUCAAGGCCAAUUAUGAGUGUUUGUAUUGGGCGGAAAUCCCUUUUGCCGAGGACCUACGUCAGUUUACCUUUGGAACUCUGCCCAUCACUGAUGAGGGUGAAACCAACAAGAAAUACAAACCCACUGCUGAGCAACUCACUGCGGUGGAUGAACUCAUCACAUCCAUGGACCUGAGCCAGGCUGCAGGAGAUGAUGACGACGAAGAAGAAAAGACAGAAGUGCUGAAGCCCAAACUGACCUUUAACCCCUACUUUCAGAGAUUAUACCAGUGCCUACAACACAGAGCGGAGAACACUGACGAGGGAUUACCAGAGUUAUCUCCCAUUAUUGCAAGCUAUCUCAAACCACCACAAGAAAUUAUCACAAACUGCGAGGAACAUGUGGAGAAAAUUAAAAAGCUAUUUAAACUAGAAAUGGUAACUAAGAAGAAAGAAGAACAAACUGGAGAAACCAUGUUUAAGGAUAAUGAGGCGGAGGCUGGGUCUGCUCCCAAACGACAAAAGCUGGAUGACAACCUGGAAGGAGGGAUGCAGGACAUCACUCGGGCAAAGGUCACGCAGGUUGGGACGGUGACGCCGACAGCCGACUUCCAGGCCCUCAUCACCAGGAAGGACGAAGACAUGUUUGAAGAAGCUUGCAAACAGAUGCAGAAGAGAGUGGAGCAGAUAGUGACGGACUCAUUUGGCACCCAGUUCUACGGCAAGGCCAUGGAGUGUUUGAAGGCACUCAGACAGGAGUGUAUCAAGAAACAAGAAGCAAAGGUGUACAAUGACUUCAUGACCAAAUACAAGGACAAGCUCAUUGGAAAAGGAAAGAGAGAUUUCUGGGAUCAAAUAGUUCAAGAUAAGCAGGCUCUGAUCACCAAGAUGGAGUGUGAAGAUGGCGGAGUGUCCAAGGAGGAGGCAAACAAGUUUGUGGAGGAGGAGGUGAAAGAUGAGCCAGCUCCAGCAGCCGAUGCAGAAACAACUGACGACCUGAUGGAUCAGUUGGAGUAGGCCGGGCAACACUAACCAUAUACUACCAGGGCAACAACUGAUUGUGUUGAAGGCAAAUACCUAGGUGGGAUUCAAGAGGCAGCUCAACGAUUGUCAACAAAGGCCAAGGUUCUGUUCAUAGCUCAGCUUUUGGUCAUGAACAAAUCUGUGCAAAGUGCUUUAUAGAUCAUCGAAAUGUAAAUAAUCAUUUAUCUCGUCUUAUUGACAACAUUUUUGGUCAGCUAAAAAUGAUCUCUUACAGGUAAGCUGCUACUUGGAGUUAAGCAUUCAUCAUAUAUCAUGUGUUCAUGUAGCCAACAGGAUGUGUGUCGUAGGAGAAUCACUCGUCUCACAUAUUUGCAGGAUGGCAAUCUCUUCGGAUGCUUUACUCUGAUUCGAAGGAUUUUCUAAUCAUCCUGUCAGUGUGGAGACUUCUAAAUCUUCCACAUGUGAGAGCGAAGCAUUUAGAGCAGCACAUCUCAUUUCUGUAUCUAGACAAACAAUGUAAAUGGGCAGUUCUGAAUGGAGAAUAAAAAUGGGUGUGCUUUCUUGUGGAUUUUUACCCCUUGUCAUUUCAGUCUUAUAUUAUAAUCAAUGAUGUUAGAAGUUCUUGCUGAGGGUUAAUUUCUGCUGCAUCUAACAUUAGUUGCCCUAAAACUGCUGUCCCAGGCUGACAAUUCAGCUUCUCUUUUUAGAAAGCUGACGUCUGACGUAUGUAAACACUCGAGAGUCUGUAAGUCCUGCUCUCUCGUGUUUACAUUUACAACUGAAACCUCGGAGGCGUGUUUUCUCCUAUAUUUAAGGGGCGGUCAGGUAGCCUAGUGGUUAAAGCGUUCGCUCGUCACACUGAAGACCCGGGUUCGAUUCCCGACAUGGGUACGAUGUGUGAAGCCCAUUUCUGGUGUCCCCCGCCGUGAUAUUGCUGGAAUAUUGCUAAAAGUGGCGUAAAACCAUAUUCACUCACUCCUAUAUUUAAAUGACUUUGGCAAGAUGAAUAACAUAUUUUUAGUAGAUUUUCAUGAUUUUAUGCUGUCUGAUGGUCUGUAUUCAGAAUAUUUAACUUUUUCUAAGAUCAGUAUUUUUACGCUCUGUGCGAGUGAUGGUUGCCGUUUCUGAAAAUCAAUCUCACAAACUUGUUUAACUACAGUUUCAGGUCAACUUUUACUUGACUUAAUUUCAUGGCUAAACAAUAACUAUUGUGUAAUUAAAAACUCCAACUGUCCCAUUUAAUUGUCCUUUGUCCUCUUGUAAUCUUUUGUAUAUUUAAGGGCUUUACACGGAUGCUGUGCUUCAGUAAUAAUUUCCCGCAUUGGUCUGGCCUAAUUUAUUAAUAUACAAUAAAUCCCAACAUGAUACUGUUACUAGUACUGUCACUGCCAGGUCAACCAUGAUGUUUUAGAUAUGGUAGGUGUCUAUUUCCAAUUUAGAAGCAUGUGCAUAUGUGUCCACAGUAAAAAUCAAAACACAAAGUGAAGCAAAAGGAUGAUUAAGAGGAAAAUUAUUCAAAACUUGAGUUGUUCGUAACAACACAAUUUAGUAAAACUUUCACCUGUAACCCCUCGAAUUUAAAAAAAAUGAAAACUCCUGGCCAGAGGUAUUAAUAAAUCAUUUAUGUGUGGUUAGAGUCACAGGCAAAACUCGAAGCUGUGGUUUAUUAACAUGUUUAUGUUCAAUACAAAUACCAGCAGACUUAUUUUAAGCUGCAUUGAUGUUUGAGAGACAACGGUCCAGGACAUGAUCGCCAUCUUGAUGCUGAGCCGGGCCUUGUUCAACAACCACAUCUUUGCCCAUGAAUGAUCGUGACUCCCAUAUCCUUAGAUAGACUUAGGAAAGUUGUAGAACUAAGAUCCCUUUGUGGAAGAAAAGCCUGGACUCUUGUCCACUCCAUUUAUUCCUCGUACACUGGUCACAUGGACAGUCAACCAUUUUUUAAGCAAUUUUAUAUGUACAAUGUAUUAUUGACAAGGGAACAUGGUUUCGAAAAAAUACUCUUUGUAUCUUUUCGUCAAAUGUAUCAAACUGGUAGUAAUUGCAAAUUGGACCAGCUCUUGUUUCUGACUAUCGGUUGAACAUGGAGAUGGUAAAGAUUCAUUUGCUUUUUUUGUCUAGAAUUUUCCAAAACAUUACACAUGGACCACCGACUGGAUAGCUCAAAAGAGCAUCUAAUGUGUCUGCUCGCUAUGAAAAUAAAUGUGUUUUUUGGUAUGAA
Molecule: messenger RNA, 4390 nt
Organism: Haliotis rufescens (red abalone)
Lineage: Eukaryota; Metazoa; Mollusca; Gastropoda; Lepetellida; Haliotidae
Product: X-ray repair cross-complementing protein 5-like
Exons: 21
Coding region: 13-2202 (729 amino acids)
Biological process (GO): telomere maintenance; DNA recombination; cellular response to X-ray
Cellular component (GO): Ku70:Ku80 complex; nucleus
Molecular function (GO): telomeric repeat DNA binding; damaged DNA binding; DNA helicase activity
Source: RefSeq, a predicted model, not a curated record